CCGCAUCCUGAGCCCGGGUGUCCAAGCAAAAGACACCGGCCGCAUUUUCCUGUGGGCAGUACCGGAAAAGGGUCUGAACCUGUAAGGAAAAGGAGAUUACAGUAAAUAAAAAACUCCCACAGAUUUUCAAAUAAAAGAAAGAUAAGGCCUUAAAACAGCCUUGAGAUCCCCUCUAGAAAUGGUGCGCAAACAAUAUUGGAUCAAGUUCUUCAUAACCGUGGUGCUCAUCAUUCUCCCCGUGACUGCCAUGGGACUCAUUGCCGGCUUCAAGCACGAGGAAGUCAAAUUCAAGAACAUGCUGUCCAGCAUGGUGAUGGUGCUGCUGUUUCAGUACUUGCUCGGCGAUCCAAUCCGGUUCGCCAUUCAAUCGAUCGACGAGGCAUUCUGGCCCCCGCCCAUCUAUAUUCCGCCGCGGAUGAAGGAGCCCGACACCAUUAACCGGGUGGACUUUCUCAAGCAGCGGCUGGCCAGCCAACGGAGGAAUCUGGUCAUAUCAUCGCGGUACCGCAACUGGGCGGUUAACGAGAAGUAUGUGCUGAUCGCCCAGGACCUGCUCAUCUAUUGCAAAUAUUUCCUCUGCCUAAUGAUCAUGGUGCUGAUGUCACGGGACGAGACGCACUACCACAACACGCGCAGCAUCCAGAGCCUCUUUUGGAACAAUCACACGGACUACUAUGGCCUAAAAGAGGUGUACUUUCUUAACCAACUGUACGAUUUUAUCGAGUCCACACUGGUCGUUGCCUUCAAUGCCAACUUAAGCCGCUUCGGCGGCCCAGGCUGGGUGCACGCCGAGCAGACGGUGAUGCUGGGCGUGAUUAGAUUGCGCCAGGUACGCGUUGAAGAUACCAAAGUUGGCUGGACAGAACCCCAGUUCUCCGACAUGUACUACAUGCCCGACUGGCAACUGCCCUAUCGCCGGCUCCACUAUGCGGAUAAGUACUGGCGCAUUUACGAGCCCUGGAUACCCAUUACGAUCAGCUUCGAGUUUCUCGACUGGCUCCUCAUGAACUUUGACCAUGUGGGCUAUCUUCACAGAUAUCCGGAGCUCAUCGGCUAUGUAAGUCUGCUGGCCAGGAGUGUGCCCAACAACUUGAAGAUCUUGGACUAUCUCAUCGAAUACCAUUGGCUGUCGCUGAACACUUCCGCGGUGUUCAUAGACUUUACACUGUACAACGUCGACGUGAAUCUGUUCAGCAUAUGCACGCUGCGCGUGGAGAAGACCCCCUUUGGGCCGGUGGUGCCGCAGGUGGACGUGGACAGUUGGAAGCUGCUUGAGGAAACGGACCAGAUGUCAUACACCAAGCUGGCCUCCUUGUCUAUCUACUUGGUAGUGCUGAUCCAAUACGCUCAGAUGGUGGUCCUCAAAAUGUGGUACGAGCCGAAUCUGCUGAAGGACGUUUGGAACAUACUGGACAUACUCAUCAUACUGCUCAACGUGGUGGUCAUCGUGAUGGUGCGGAUGCGCGAGGCGCUCGUUAACAACAUGCUAGUUAAGGUGGCUGGGACCAGCAAAAUGGAGUUCAUUGACUUUCGUCGCCCGUCGCGCCUGUACGAGAUGUCGAUUGUAAUGGUGGGCUUUCUCAUAUGCCUCACCACGCUCCGGCUGUGGCGGGUGCUGCAGUUCUCCAGCGUGUUCAUGAUAUUCACCCGGAGCCUGUACUUGGCCUGGACGGGCGUGGCCAACACGGCGAUGGUGAUCUUUGUCUUCCUCAUGGGCUACUGCCUUGCGGUGGUGACCAUAAAUGGGAAUAACAGCGAGCACUUCGUCGGCCUCGUAAAGGCCGUAGUCAUGUGCAUGUGCUUUGCCUUUGGUUUCAGCAGCUCGGUGAGGCCCUCGGAGCUGUUUCAUGGCGGCAGGGUGCUGGGCAUGAUUCUCUACGCCAUUCUGGCCUUUGUCCUGGCCGUCCUCCUGAUCAACUUCUUGGCCUCGCUGAUCAAUCACUUCUUCAUCGUGUCCAGGGCGAUCCGUGACGCGCAGCCCACGUCGGGCAUAAACUUCCUUCAGUUCCUGCGCGUCGAGUAUCCGACCUUGUUCGGGUGCUUCCGCAAGCUGCCCUGCUGCCGGGGGCUCUACGUCCGGAACAAGCGAACGGUGGCGGAGAAUGUUAAGCGAAAGCUCGAUGCCAUAGAUGCCUCUCGAGCAAUGCGGCGGCGCAAGCUUUGGGGAUACCGAGAGCAACGUGAGAAAAUGUCGCCGGAAUGGGAGAAUUUGAAGUAUCGAGAUCGUGGCGAGAAGCUCAUCAAAGUGGGCAAGCUCCUGUCCGACCAGCUGAGCCUGCUCGAAAUCUUCCUCUUCGAUGACGUUGACAAGGAUCUGCUGCAUGACGAAGAUGGUAAUGAUGAGGUGGAGCCAAGGCGGAAAGGGAAGUGGUGGCAGCGCUCCAAGUCAAAGUCCAACUACCGGGUUGAAGUUCAGGAGAGCGAAACCCGUGAGGCCGAGGUCUAAAGAUCAUUGUUUUUUGUUUUUGUUUUGUCAUUUAUUCUUAGAGUUGAUUUUCAGGGUUAACCUAAGCCAAGGAAAGGGAUCUAAUUGAAUCAUUAAACCACCUUCUUAUCCUUGUUUAAGCUGCUUUCCAAAUGCA
This is a messenger RNA of Drosophila kikkawai, 2582 nucleotides long. It is a transcript of the gene brv3, whose product is annotated as brivido-3. The record is from RefSeq and is a predicted model, not a curated record. Gene Ontology annotation, biological process: detection of mechanical stimulus. Lineage: Eukaryota; Metazoa; Arthropoda; Insecta; Diptera; Drosophilidae. Gene Ontology annotation, molecular function: calcium channel activity; calcium ion binding. Gene Ontology annotation, cellular component: membrane.